AUGAUGUUUGGUCAAUUACAAUCAGAACCAAUAACUGCUUUUAACAAAGAAUCCCAACUUGAAGAAAGUUAUAGUUCUUUAGUUGACCUUAUACCACGUGUUCAGGAUGUUCAACGUUUGGCACAAAUUCCACGUCUUUCCAAAUUUCGAGAUUCAACAAAUCAAUGGAAAGGUGAAGAAAACGAAAAUAAAAAUUUAUCAAUUACUAAACAACAAAAAAGACAAUCAUCAAAAUCCCCCCAACGUUUUGAAGGGAUUAAAGGACAACAACAAUCUUCUACUUCUUCCUUUUCUUCUCUUUAUGACAAAAUUUCUACUAGCUGGUUUAAAACUUGA
Molecule: messenger RNA, 336 nt
Organism: Meloidogyne enterolobii
Lineage: Eukaryota; Metazoa; Nematoda; Chromadorea; Rhabditida; Meloidogynidae
Source: the annotation of a GenBank genome assembly